UCAACCCCCAAAAGAAGUCCUACGCAUGCGCACAACGCUACCUCAACAGUUCUGACGCAUGUGCACUACUCAGCUUUAAUGUAACCUUAACGCAUGCGCACCAACAGUGUUCUCCGUGUAUCCGCCGGUCCGUCUUCGGAGAGUUAAGACCGCACAGGUGUCGUCGUUAGGAAGCCGAAGCACGGAAGGCUGUGAUGGCUCAGUUUGGGGGACAGAAGAACCCACCGUGGGCAGCUCAAUUCGCCGCGACGGCCGUAUCACAGCCAGGACACUCGGGGCAGCCGCUGGACCUUAACAGUCUGCACUCAUUGGGUGUCCAGCAGCCAUCUCUCCUGGGCGCCUCCCCGUCUAUGUACUCCCAGCAAUCGGCUCUGGCUGCUGCCUCGCUCAGCUCGCAGUCUGCUGCCAACUACCAGCUGUCCCAGCAGACUGCCACCCUGCAGCAGCAAGCGGCCGCAGCGGCCGCCGCCCUACAGCAGUCGCAGAUCAACACAGCCUUGCAGCAGUAUCAGCAGCAGCCCCAGCCCCCUCCACCGCAGCAGACCCUGUACAAUGUCCCUCACCAGAUGCCCCAGCCUCAGCCCGGCCUGCUCUCUCAGCCCCCGGUGGCUCUGCCCAGCCCCCAGCCGGCCGCGCAGAUCACCGUGUCGUACCCGACGCCGCGCUCUAGUCACCAGCAGCAGCCGCAGCCGCAGAAGCAGCGCGUGUUCACCGGCGUAGUCAGCAAGCUGCACGACACCUUCGGCUUCGUAGACGAGGAUGUCUUCUUCCAGCUCAGUGCGGUGAAGGGAAAGACACCCCAGGUGGGGGACCGGGUGCUGGUGGAGGCCGUGUACAAUCCUAACAUGCCCUUCAAGUGGAACGCCCAGCGGAUCCAGACGCUGCCUCAGCUGGCCAGCCAAACUAACCAGCCCCCUGGACCUGCCAUGAUGAAACCUGGGCCUAGCAUGCUGCAGUCUUUGCCCCCGCCCACCGCCUUCAGUGUCCCCACCCAGGCUCCGCCCCCCUCGCUUCUGCAGGCCCAGAUCUCGGCGGCAACCCUCGCCCCACUGCUGCAGACCCCCCCGCAGCCCCUGCUGCCACAGCCCCCCUCCAAAGAUGCCGUGUUCUCUGGGGGGCUGCUCCAGCCGCCGGUCAGGAUGAUGCCCCAGCAGCAGCCGGUACGGCGCAUGGACCCCGGGCCCCGCUUUCCCGGUCGUAACGACCGGCCCGAGCUCAUCCUCCGGAAGGACGACCGCAGCCGAGAGCGGGACCGUGAGCGCAGACGCUCCCGAGAGAGGACCCCGACACGCAAGCGCUCGCGUGACCGCUCCCCACGCCGUGAGCGCUCCCCUCGGCGCCCCCGUCGGGCCACUCCGCGCUACACCGUGCAGUUUUCCAAGUUCUCCCUGGAUGGGCGCAGCUGCGACAUGAUGGAACUGCGCAGGCGCUAUCAGAGCCUGUACAUCCCCAGCGAUUUCUUCAACGCCGAGUUCACCUGGGUGGAUGCGUUCCCCCUGUCCCGACCCUUCCAGUUUGGCAACUACUGCAAUUUUCACAUCAUGCACAAGGAGGUGGAUUCCCUGGUGAAAAACACAGCGGUGCUGGAGCCACCAGACGCCAACCACAGUUACAGCGCUAAGGUCAUGCUGCUGGCCACCCCCAGCAUGGAUGAGCUGUACCACAAGUCUUGCGCCCUGGCUGAAGACCCCCCAGAGCUCCGAGACUCCUUCCAGCACCCGGCUCGCCUCAUCAAGUUUCUGGUGGGCAUGAGAGGCAAAGACGAGGCCAUGGCCAUCGGGGGGCACUGGUCGCCCUCGCUGGACGGGGCCGACCCCGAGAACGACGCCUCUGUGCUCAUCAAGACGGCGAUACGUUGUUGUAAGGCUCUGACAGGCAUUGACCUGAGUUUAUGUACGCAGUGGUAUCGUUUUGCAGAGAUUCGCUAUCACCGCCCUGAGGAGACACACAAGGGCCGGACAGUGGGCGCACAUGUGGAGACAGUGGUUUUAUUUCUCCCGGAUGUUUGGCAUUGUCUUCCUACCCGCUCAGAGUGGGAGGGGCUGUCCCGGGGCCUCAAGGAGCAGCUGGCAGAGAAACUCGUGGCUGAACGAAAGGAAGCAGAUGGAGAACAGGAGGAGGAAGAGAAAGAUGAGGAUGACUCCAAGGAAGUCACGACUCCGACCCACUGGUCCAAGCUGGACCCCAAGACAAUGAAGGUGAGCGACCUGCGGAAGGAGCUAGAGAGCAGGUCACUGAGCUCCAAGGGGCUGAAGUCACAGCUGAUUGCACGACUGACCAAGCAGCUGAAAGGGGAGGAACAAGUUGAGGAGACCAAGGAGAUAGAGAAGCCCGAGGCUGGACCUGCGGAGGAGGAGGAGGCGGGCCGCACGGAGGACGACCGAGAGGAGGAGGAGCGCAGGCGGCUAGAGGAGCAGGAGAGGCAGCGGCGGGAGCGACGCUACAUCCUGCCGGAGGAGCCGAGCAUCAUCGUCCAUCCCAACUGGGGGGCCAAGAAUGGCAAGUUCGACUGUAGCAUCAUGUCCCUGAGCGUGCUGCUGGACUACCGGCUCGAAGACAACAAGGAGCACUCCUUCGAGGUGUCCCUGUUUGCCGAGCUGUUUAACGAGAUGCUGCAGCGGGACUUCGGUUACAGGAUCUACAAAGCCUUGGCUGCAGUCCCGAUCAAAGAAGACAAGCGGGACAAGAGGGACCUUAAGGGCAAGAAGGAGGCAGAGAAGAAAGACACUAAGAGAGACAAGGAGGAGGAGAACGGAGAGCCGUCUGCGAAGAAAGGCCGAGAGGACAAGAGGGAGGAAGACAAGGAGAGAACACUGAGGAAAGAGGAGUCGAGAGAUGAGGACGAGGACAGCACCACGAAUGCGGAGGAGUAUGACCCCCUGGAGGCUGAAGAGGCUGAGGAUGAUGAGGAUGACGAAGACUCUGAUGGGAGAGACCGGAGGGAUGACCGUCGAGAUGACAGGAAGUCAAGAGAGCGCUCCUCCAAAGACAAGGAAAAGGAGAAGAAGCAGAUGAUCACACACGACAAAGAUCUCCUCAUGGCCUUCGUGUACUUCGAUCAAAGCCAUUGUGGCUACCUCCUGGAGAAGGACUUGGAGGAGAUCAUGUACACACUGGGGCUGCACCUCUCUCGUGCUCAGGUCAAGAAAUUGCUAAAUAAGCCCCUGAUCAGAGAAUCGUGCUUCUACCGGAAGCUGACUGACCAAGCAAAAGAUGAGGCUGCCCCGCCCAUCAGCGAGGAGUCACCUGACAACCUUUCUGGAAACAGGGCGCUGCUGCCAUCCUGCAAGGUGAAGGGGGAGCCGAACGAGUCGGGCGGCUUGAUCGUGUACAACGGCGCCAUGGUGGACGUCGGCAGCGUACUGCAGAAGCUGGACAAGAGCGAGAGAGCCAGAGAGGAGAUCGAGCAGAAGCUGAUGCUGCAGGACACUAAAAUGGAGGAGGACGCAAAGGUGACAUCGCAGCUGGAAAGUGCCAACGGCAACCUACUGCGAGAGGUGGAGGAGCUGAAGAGCAGCCUUGGCCAGACGCAGAGGACACUGGCGACCACAGAGGAGACGCAGAGCUGCCUACAGGACCAGCUGCAGAAGACCGUGUGCAGCCUGACAACGGUGAUGAAGGAACUGCAGGGCGUGUUAAGAAAGGACCUUCCUGAGGAAGAGAGCGUCCCUAAAGUACAAACCAACGGCUCAGAGGACUGAGCCCUUUGUACAUGUGGGUUAGGUGUCACUGCUGUGGCCAUGUACAGAAUUUUGUUUACCAAUACAGUUCUGUUUCCAGAUUCUUCUCUAACGAUUUUAACUGAACUGGUUCUUUUCUUAACUAUGCUAAGCAGCCUUUGCUUUGCAGUUAUUUGACCGUACACACUUUUUGUUUGUGUGUAGAGCUCCACUUUAGCAAUAAGUGUGUUAUUUAUGUUUGUGGUGAAACUUCCUGAGUCUUUAACCAAUAAUAAACUGAUG
Paramormyrops kingsleyae is the source of this 3962-nucleotide messenger RNA. It is a transcript of the gene ccar1, whose product is annotated as cell division cycle and apoptosis regulator 1. NCBI's taxonomy places the organism in Eukaryota, Metazoa, Chordata, Actinopteri, Osteoglossiformes, Mormyridae. Gene Ontology annotation, cellular component: nucleus. Gene Ontology annotation, biological process: regulation of DNA-templated transcription. The record is from RefSeq and is a predicted model, not a curated record.